Molecule: messenger RNA, 3522 nt
Organism: Closterium sp. NIES-65
Lineage: Eukaryota; Viridiplantae; Streptophyta; Zygnematophyceae; Desmidiales; Closteriaceae
Source: the annotation of a GenBank genome assembly
AUGAAGCACCAACCCGCGAUUGCGCACCAAUCUGCACUUGCGCACCAAUCCGCGCUUGCGCUCCGGGCGCAACGGCGGGGAGGAGGGAGGGCGACGACGGGGAGGAGGGAAAGGCGACGGCGCGGAGGAGGGAGAGGCGACGGCGCGGAGGAGGGAGAGGCGACGGCGCGGAGGAGGCGGAGGCGACGGCGCGGAGGAGGCAGUGGCGACGGCGCGGAGGAGGCAGAGGCAACGGCGCGGAGGAGGGAGAGGCGAUGGCGCGGAGGAGGGAGAGGCAACGGCGCGGAGGAGGGAGAGGCAACGGUGGGGAGGAGGGAGAGGCGACGGUGGGGAGGUAAGGGAGAGGAGAUGGCGGGGUGGGACGGAGUGAUUGUGAGGUGGGAGGAAGGGGCGAUGGUGGAGUGGGAGGGAGAGCCCGUGGUUUUUGGGUCCCGGAUGCCCGCGUUCCACCCACAGCAACUGGUCAACGGGCUCCACCUAGCACCGCGACCACAAAUACCGUUUGCAGCAGCGGCGGUCGCGUUACAAAAUCAACCGGGUAAUGUUACCGCGCAAGGAGUUUCCACGACUCAUCCCGUUGGACAACACAUUGCGUCCCCGUCCGUGCCCACUAGCCAGCUCUUUGGGAUGCCUGUGCGUGGCUUCGUAGGGCCGCAGUACUCGAACGUGGGAUUCAGGUACGGGUACUUCGGCGUUAAACCAGACCCCAUGGUGCACGCACCCGCAUCUGUCGCGACGCCUCCUGUCGCGCCGUCAACACCAUUCCCCAGCGCGAUUCAUCCGGAAAGCCAGCCAGCGGUGCAAGCCCCGCCAGACCCUAGAGAAGCAUUAGUUGUCGGUUUGGACACACGGGCGCGAACAGACGGCCCAUCAUCGAACGCGGAUGCCGGUGGUUUAGGGCGUGCGGUGAAUGGUGGAGCGGGGAUGAAUGCGAGCGCGCGUGCACAUUCGCCGCCAAUAUGGAACGUGAACUCACUGUUGCCCGGAAACCCCGACAUCCACAUCCGCACCCCCGCGCAUCCGACUGUAGCGUACGCGACUGGUGUAGGUGGGCAACCACAGGCGAACGCGGGGCGUGGAGUGGGUGCAAGCGGAAACGCGGUAAGGGGAAGAGGGACGGGUGCGAGAGGGAACGCGGGAAGAGGGACAGGGGAGAGAGGGAGCACGGCUAGAGGGAGAGGUGCGAGACGAAGGGGUGGGAGAGCAAGCGCGGGACGUGGGACAGGUGUGGGAUCGAACGAGUAUAGUGCGAACGGGCAGGGAGCGCAUGAGGUGACAGGUAACGGCGGCUCGGGUAGCGGUGUUAACGCGAACGGCGGGUCCGGUAACGGGCCAGUUAAUAGACCGUGUAUAAGGAGGCGGAGAGUCGAUGUAGUGCCGCACACGGCACGCAACGUCUCCCGGGAGGGGAGCGAGGGGGCAAGCGAUGAGGAUGACAAGGACGACGCUGACGAUGCGGACGAUAGUUGGAAUGGCGAUGACGAAAACUACCUAUCGAACUCGCUGUCCGGGCUCAACGAGGAGGAGGCGAAAGACAACGAACGGGUGCGGGGUACGCGGAGGGACAUUGAGGUCCCUAUCGCGGAUUGGAACAGGCUAGGUGUGGACGACACACCGGCCGCGAAACGAGAGAUGUGCUACGGAAUCCUCUACGGUGUCUCUGAGGCCACGCUGAAGAAGUAUCGCGGUUGGGCCAACGAGUACAAGCGGUUCAUGGCUCACGAGCUGCCUAAACUGGACGCGGGUAGGUUUGGUGAUGAGGCCGCGUUGAGAAACGCGGACCCCGACGAGAUAGGGGCCGCGCUCGAACAGAACAUGGGUGGUGACUGGAAGAUGGCGGAGGGCGACGAGCAGUGGUUCCACGGCUCUGAGACGAAUCCGUGGCGCUUACGCAAAUACGUGACCUUCCUCGCGAACGAGACAGUCGCGCAGGCGGACAGGAUGGCCACACUCAAGCGGCCAGAGAAGACCUUGAAGAAGAGACGCCAGUGCACCCCGGCAAUGCUGAUGGGGCGUCUCAAGGCUUUGAACCUGCUCAUCAAGCUGGACAAGGCCAUCUUCAGGAAGCCCGUUCUGAACCUGCUGCGCGACUUUGCGGAGUGUCGCAUCUGGGUCCGCGUUCAAGUACGCAACCAGUACAAGCGGUUUAUCGCGACGGGCAAGACAAACAAGGACUUCUCGCUCAACUACAUAUCUGCUAUGAGGCACAUAGAUUGGACGUUGUGCGCGGUCGGAGCCACGCUGCUGUGGCUGCACUGGGUGUACGACUUGGUUCCCAUCCUCUACAAGGACAUAGCCCCCCCUCUCGACUUUACGGAACCCUCGACGUGGUACGAUCAAUACCUGUUCUUCCCCCUUCGCGCUGGCAAUGAGAAGCAAAUACCGCCCACGACUCAUCACGACUGGGCGGCGAAGAUUCUCCAGGAUGCGGGAAUCACAUGCUCGCGUGCGGUACACGCGACCAGGGCUGGGGGGGCGCAGCACGUGUCCGCGGACGGAAUGCCUUCGGAUCAGCUGGCGAGGCUGGGGGGUUGGCGCUUCAUCAACGUGAUGACUAAGCACUACCUCACAACCAUUCCGAGGGAGGCCGUGCUGCUGAAGGCGGGCUUCACCGGGGUUGACGGUGACUACUUCCUGGGUCGCGCAACUGUUCCGUGCAAGGAUUACAACCGCAAGAUGGUGAAAAAGCAGAAGCCGGAGAAGCAGGACACCACGGGGCUAAACAUAAUGAAGGAGCUGGAUGGUGACGCUAGGAUGGCGGUCGCGCAAGACCUGGCAAUGUAUUACAUCCACCAGCCGCGACACCCGUACGUGGUCAACAACCCGCUCUGCCAGACGGAGGAAUUUGCGUCGUGGGCUGCAGAUGUCUCAUUGGCAAAUCAACUCGCCAUAGUACAGCGCAACACACCUACACUGACCCAGCCCGCAGAGGUGAGUACCAGAAUGGACGCGCAGAACCAAGUGACCAUCCUCACUGAGUACCUGACUCGUUCACAAGCGGACAACACCAGACUGGGCCUAGAGUUGGUCGCGACUCAUAACCGGGUGAAAGAGCUGGAGGGGCUGCUGGAGGAUCGCGAUCGGAAGCUGGCCGCGAAGGACGAGCGCGUGAAUAAUUUGGAGGCCCAGCUGUCGCGGCUCACCCCCCGCGGUGCAGUUACGCGAAUGGCCGCGCUCAUUGGGGAGGAGGGAGGCGGUCAGAACGUGAUAAACCGUGUCAAGCGACUCAUGAACUUCAUCGCCCACAGGGUGGAGCAAGGAGACGACAUCGCGGUAGUGCUCGACAAGCUCGACCUCGUGUCAGGAGCUGUGGGCAUGUCGGGUGUAUCGGAAGGGAUCGCGGUAAAGAAGAAGAGUGUUGACCUGGAACUGAGCCAGCUCAAGAAGGGUUCUCCGGUGGAGUUGCAGUUGCGUGUGAAAUGGAUGCUUGUUCGCGACCGUCUCAUCAAUGCCUCUCUUCCCGCGUCUGAGUUCACGGUCGCGUGGCCCCAGUACUGUGCGCUGAUGCCAGACUUACAGUAA